CUGUGAGAUGCCUUAUACUACCACUAUGAUUUACUCUCCUAGUGUUAAACUUCCUGUGUCAUCAUGUGAUGCAAUGGUUUGAAAUACUGUUUGUGUGUUUGAGCUCAGUUUUCGUAACUACAAGAUUAAUUUUGGUGUGACUUUGUGUUGAAAUAGUGUGUGUUGGCUAACUGCUGUGUAAAUAGUUAUAAUCUUACUGUAUUCACCCAGACAGGGUAAUAUAAAUAUUUGAUGAGAGAAAGUUACGCCCCCUACCGUUGACUUAUUACACGUGAACUGUCAUGUAUAAAACUUUGCAACACCAUAAAAGCCCACAGCUGUGGAAAUUCACUGAAGUAUUAUUACUUCAGGAUCGCCUUCAUUGAAUUUGACAGGAAUUUGAAAACAAGUUCACCCAUGAGGAACCUUUUGACCAAAGCAGGCUUUUUUGGCUCGGUGUCGGUGGCCUUUGGAUCGAUUUGGUGGUCACAACAGAAAACCGAGUCAAACCCGAUGACUUCAAGCGCAGCCCCCAACCCAAAUGAUGCAUGCCCUGCUUCUCUGUAUGAACUCCAGCUAAUCCAGGUCUUGUUCCGUCAUGGCGCUCGGACGCCGCUCAAGUCUAUACCGGAUGUGAUGGAGGCUCGGUGGACCCCAUCGAUCCUAGAGGCCCCACCAUACACACACAUCAACUACGUGGUGACGGAUCUUAAGGGAGGACCACAGCCUCAAUCACCUUUAGAAGACAACUAUCGGAAAAACAUACUGAGUGGCGGCUCAUUUGCUGGUCAGCUGACCACAGUAGGCAUGCAGCAGUUGUAUGAGCUGGGUGAAACGCUGAGGAAGAAAUAUAUAGAGGAGACACCUUUCCUCAGCCCCACCUUUACCUCAACGGAGGUCUACGUGCGCUCUACUAACAUUGUAAGGACAAUUGAAUCUGCCAAGUGCCUUAUAGCUGGACUCUUUAAACAAAAACAGAAAGAUAUUGUGUCCAUCCUAACAGAAGAGGCUGAAUCUGAAAUCCUCUACCCUAACUACCACGGAUGCAAGCUGCUCAAAGUCUUCAGCGACCCCCGCUGGGCUAAGUCGUCCGCUCUGCCUGGCGUCGCUGAAGACCUGCAGAGCAUCCUGAGUGCACUGGGGAUUGCUGCUCACCAGCACGUCGACUUCGUCCUCAUUAGGGAUGACAUGGUUGCCAGAGAGGCGCACGGCCUUCCCAGCCCGCUGGUUCUGAGCUCCUGGAGGAAUAAAGUGGAAGAGCGAGCUGUGGACAUGAUGUGCAGCCUCUACGAACCUAACAAGAGAGAGGCGCUGCAGCUGUCGGUGGGAGCCCUCUUCCAUGUUAUGUUAGAAAACAUUGAGAAGAAACUACAGGACAACUCGGCAGAGGCGAACAGGAAGUUAUUCCUGUACUCGGCUCAUGACACUACCCUUAUCCCGUACCUCAUGGCUUUGGAGAUCUUUGACAGGAAGUGGCCUCCGUAUGCUGCCUUUGUCACACUGGAGCUGCACAAAAGCCGGCAGACGGGCGAUGCCUUUGUGAAAGUCUCAUACAUUGGUCAGGAUCAACACAUACCAGGUUGCAGUGGAGUAUACUGCCCCCUGCAGGAGUUCAAACAGGUCAUGUCUGCAUACGCGCUAAGCUCUGAAAGCUACAAUUCUCGUUGCAACAGCACAGAACUCACUGAACCCUGAUCUUUCAAGAAACACAAAACCACUCGACUUUAAACUUUGAGUGCAACUCAGGCUCCCCUUCAUCCAAUAACCUUAGUAUCACACGUAUGUUAAAAACUUGAUGAUCUUUAACAAUAAAUCUAGUUUUAAUGAUUAUUUGAAUAAGUUUUGCAGUGUAGUGUUUACACCAGGUGCUCUCUCUAGCAGAAAUGUUUUGCAUUGAAUCAGUUGCACCUGCUUCAUCAUCAGUAUAAUGUUUGUAGACUUUAACCGAAUACAUUCAAAUGCAGUUGAACGUAUUUGAGGUUUAAUUGCACAUCAUUAUACCAAAUAAGCCUUUUGUGUAUAUUUCUUUCUGCCUAGGGAAUCAUUGCUGUAUUUCCUGUCUUUCCUCUGACUCUAGAACACUUUGACACAGCAGAUUUUACAGUCGACUCAAUAACCAGUUACUGUGGCUGCAAAACUAGCUCACAUCAUCAUCCCUCCAUCAUGCUUGACAACUAGUUCGAAGUGUGGUUACUUAGACGCUGUUAGAUUUCUGAUAUCUACUUUGAUCUCUGAUAUAAUCUAGUGGUUCAUUCAAAUUCAGCUUUGCAAACCCAAGUAGAGCUGCAAUUAUUUUUUUAUAAAGAUAAUACUUUUUCUUGGUAAGACACAAACUUACUCAGAUUUUUUUUUUUCCUGAUUGUAUUGUCCUGAAGUUGUGACACUUGAAAUACUGUCUGCAGUCUGUAAAGUCUGAUAUGGAGCAAUCUUUGUAACUUCUACAUAAUCAUGGGAAAAAUGCACUGGGAUGUCUGCCAAGCUGUCUUGUUUUGCACUUGUGAAAAUUCCUCACAUUGGAAGAAUGGACUUUGUUGGUCAACAAUUGCUGAUGUCACUGCUGGUGUUUUCCCACUGCACCUUUUAGUGUACAGCUAAAUCUUAAGGCAACAGCAUUGUUGUACAUUGCCCUUGUGUGUCAUCAAAGCUUUAUUGUCCCCCAUGAUUACAGCUUUAAUUCAUCAGGGAAAUAUAUAACGUAGAAAAACAAAGUGAAAUGUUAAUAAAUGGCUUUACAGCGCCAGUAGCAAUAUAUUGAGUGAACUAUGACUUAUAUGAACAGAUCUUAAUAUUUUUGACUGUUGCUGUGAAACAUCUUAUAUUCAUGACGUGAAACUUCUUGCGACAUGUUGUUUCAGCUGUAAAUAUCAAGUUUGGAUGAAAUAAAAAUGCAGAUUUUAUUCUGUUAAGUCUGA
This is a messenger RNA of Gambusia affinis (western mosquitofish), 2891 nucleotides long. It is a transcript of the gene acp6, whose product is annotated as acid phosphatase 6, lysophosphatidic. NCBI's taxonomy places the organism in Eukaryota, Metazoa, Chordata, Actinopteri, Cyprinodontiformes, Poeciliidae. Gene Ontology annotation, molecular function: phosphatase activity. The record is from RefSeq and is a predicted model, not a curated record. The transcript has 11 exons. The coding region runs from base 397 to 1674 and encodes 425 amino acids. Gene Ontology annotation, biological process: dephosphorylation.